CCCAUGAAGGCGUACAUCUCGGAAGCCUUUCCGAGGACGCCCGUGACGCCCUUUGCAUCGUAUGGAUCGUUCAGCAGCUUCAAUACGACAACGCUUCUCGACUUGCAAGCGAGGUACAACUCUGCAACGCUUCCCGUCGGCGCCGUCAACUUUGCCGACGCCAAUGAAGGUGCCCAAGUGCUGCGCCAGCUCCUUCGACUCGGCCCAUCAAUUCCAGAAGACCGUUGCAUCUCGGACUUUCUCGUUGGGAAGCCUGGUAGUAUCUACUAUGGCAGCUCGAUCCGGGACUUGCUCUGCGCGUUUGCUGCUGUAAAUGACACGACCAUGAACGCAGAGCGCUUGAAUCGUCGAGGGUCGUGCAUGCUAACGUCGGCACCAGGGCUUGUCCUCGGCUACCAUUGCAUUUGGCUCACGGCCGGCGAUGCCAUCACGCGGUCGCGUCGAGACAAUGAUGUCUAUACGCUGACCUUUGUCAUGGCGACGGCGCCGUACCCCGUGCUGAACUGGACCAAGUUUGUGUACCGCGUCUGCAUCACAGUGGGCAUUGGGCUGCUGCUUUGGCGCCGCUACUACAAGCACUGCAUCGCGCUGCGCCGUCAAUUGGCGCGUCUUGGGCACGCCCACGAGCUCCGCUCUGGCGCGUAUUCGUAUGCGAUCUCGAUCGGCGAUCCGACGGCUGUCGUCCUCUCCAACCCGUGGGUCGCGCUCGCCUUCUUCGUCGACGUCUGGGCGAGCUUUGAUACGCUUUCGUUUGCUGUGCUCCGCGGCUCCCAGAACGACGAUCUUCUCGAGCUCUUUGUCGCGUUUCUGUAUCUCUCCCGCGCGGUCUGGCUCGCCUACUUUGGUUUGUCCGUCAUGUCGGUAUGUCUCAAGCGCUGGCGACAAGAACACCUCUUUCGGGAGGUCGACCCGACCAUGGUCGCGCUCGCCGUCACGAUCUAUGGACCACUGCUCACGUACUUUAUGGGCAACUCGGCCUGGCUGCUGCAAGUCUACUGGUACCUUGAAGAGUGCAUGGUGCCCACGUCAGCGCGUGGCCAAGAGCUCGUCGUGCUGCUUCCAUGUGUGCUUUAUACGCUGAGUUUGACGAUGGCACCACUGCUGUACGGCCUCGUCAAGGCCAUGACAGCUCGCUGGCCCGGUGCCACGAGAAACGACGAUCGGUACAGCAGCCUUCGCUUCACGACGGCCAAAACGCGGGCCAUCGUCGCUAUCUUUCGGCUCUGCCAGCCGCAAGUAGCGGUCUCGGUUCUCAAGCUCGGCGGGACCAUCUAUGCACUCUUCGACUCGGCGCCGCGCUACAAGGCCAGCCCAACCAUAAGCUACGUUGGCACUGAUUGCUUUGUGUAUUGCUAUCGCGACGGCAAGCUCGAGCUGCGGCUGCGGCUCAGCCUCCUCGAGGCGCUCGACGUCCACGCAUCGGCCAAGAACGCGCGAAACGCUGUCGACACGAGCGAGGUCUCGCCGUUCACAAUGCACGAGCUCGUGCUGCCCAUGAGCAUCCAGCGCCACGGCGCAAGGAAGAUCAAGGUAUCGCCGACGCCGGCGCGGCGCGUCCGCCUCCGUCAGCCACGCGAGCCGUCGUCGUCAGUGUGGUGUCUGUGA
This is a messenger RNA of Saprolegnia parasitica CBS 223.65, 1605 nucleotides long. RefSeq lists its product as hypothetical. The transcript is spliced from 3 exons. The annotation marks the transcript as partial. The record is from RefSeq and is a predicted model, not a curated record. NCBI's taxonomy places the organism in Eukaryota, Oomycota, Saprolegniomycetes, Saprolegniales, Saprolegniaceae.